Molecule: messenger RNA, 7244 nt
Organism: Dreissena polymorpha
Lineage: Eukaryota; Metazoa; Mollusca; Bivalvia; Myida; Dreissenidae
Exons: 14
Coding region: 282-1544 (420 amino acids)
Source: RefSeq, a predicted model, not a curated record
AGUGAAGGGCGAGUGGAUUGUCGGGCCUACUAGCCCUGCAGGGCGAGUGGCUCUGGAAAAAUUCUUCAACCCCUGCAUUGGAUCAACUCCAUCCACCUAUUCAUUUUACCAAAAACAUGCAUAAUGAACACAAGGACAAACGUACUUAAGUUCAGUUUCAUCCCAAACACAAUAUGUGACUGGAACUCUCUUCCUCCGGACUUGAUUCGCAAAUAAACAGCUACUAAUGAUCCUGUUUCUGCGUUUAUAAACCAAAUUAGAGGGGGGCUCGAAAACUAAGUAUGUUUCACAGCUACUUGACGCACACGCGCAUUAAACCAACCAUGCCCAGCUCAGAUUCCAGCAGUAGUGAUGAUGACAGCGGUAGCAGCAGCAGUAGUUCUAGCAGCGAGUCUGAGCCUCCAGUGAUGUCUCCCAAAAAGACAGGGCCGUCAAAUAAUAAUAAAGGGAAAGUGGAUGAUGAAACAGAUGAACCGGAUGCUGCAGGUGACAAUCAGCAAAAGAAAGUUAAUACAGAUAGCUUCAAGUGGACGACUGUGAAGAUCAUGGAGUUAGUCCAUGUGGCAAUGUUGAACUGUGAUCCAGGCCAGUUAUCAUUCAUGCCAUACGACCAGGUGAUCGUGGACUGGGACGUUGUGGCACGGACUGUGGAUCUGCCGAGAGCCAAGUGCGAGGAGAAGUGGAAAGUACUGCUGAAAUCUACACGCCACUUCCGAACGCUGCCAGAAGUCAUCACUGAUGUGGUCCUGCAACAUCAUAAAAGUGACCUGUUUCAACACAACAAGCAUGUGGAUCAAGGAAACAGUUCAAAGUCAACUGAGACAAAGAAGUCAGUUGAGCCGAAAAAGACCAGGAUCCCCGUGAACACCAAUCAUCCAGUGAAACCAAAGCUGAGUGCAUACAGUUACUUCUGUGAGGAGAAAGCCAAGGCUGUACCAGAGUCCGGUGUACAUAAGAUGAUCCGGCUGGGCGUGAUGUGGAAGACGACGGACGAACAAGAAAAGGCACGGUACCAGAAAAUAUGUGAUGAGAGGAAGGAGGCUUAUCUACGGGAGGUGAAGUCGUACGCCACUCUACACCCAGAGGACCUUGUGAUACAGCAUACCCUGGCUGAGUUGAGGAAAUCAGAUGAGAGGAAGAGAAAAGAAGAGGGCUCAAAAGCAAAAGUAAAGAAUGGUGCGGUUUUAAAUACUGACUCCCCUAAGAAAAAAUCUAAACCUGUAGAAAAUGAUUCAUCCUCACAAGAAGACCUGAACAAGACACUUCCUGUAGUUUCAAAUGCCAAGACCCCGGUUAAGAGACACCAUUCAGACACAGAGUUGUCUGCUAAGAAGAAGAAGAAAAAGAAGGAGAAGAAAGCGCGAAGGGAAGCCAUGGUUACUGCAGAGGAUGUCUAUAUAGAGGAGAGGUUUGAUGACUACAAGAUCUCCAAGCCAGACAUGGAGGACAACGAUAUAAAGGCCAGGCUCACACACAAGUUUGGCAAAAUGUCGGACAAAAAGAAGGCAAAGUAUGAGGCAUUGGCAGCAGAGAGGAAUGGCUGAGGACAAAAGAUUACUAAAGACUGGAGUAAAAAAACUGACAACUUUUGGAUUAAAAACUUUGAUAAAUUUUUAAAUAUUUUGUGAUUUGUUAACAGCCCUUCAAGAUCUCUUAAUUAAGUUAUUAGAAUGAAGUCGCUCUACUGUAAACUGUUAGUUACAAAAAUGAAAAUAUAAAAUAAUACCCUUACUCUUGGAAACGGGGCUUAAUGCAUGUGCAUAAAGUAUCCUACCAAUAUGCACAGCCUAAUCAGGGAUGACUCUUUGCUUUAAUGGUAGAUAUAUUUUUUUAAAGGAAGAAUUCUUAGAAUCCAUUUAAAGCGGAAAGUGUUGCCUUUAUAAGCCUGUGUGGACUGCACAGGCCAACAGUCUGGGAUGACAUGUCAAGCACAUGCAUUAAGCCCUGUUUUCUCAAUAUUUGGCUCUCUAUGCAAAACAUUGCUACCAUGUUAUCAGACCUGGGAUGGUCAGUUCUAUCAGUCAGCGACCCAUGUUUGCUGGUCAGCUGUUGUUGCAGCAUUGUCGUUUUGUUUGAAUGAAACCCUGUGUUUAUUUUCAUGUUGAAGGAUGCUCCAUGGUGGCAGCUAUUUUAACUCGAGCACUCUUUAAUUUGAAAGAAUCAUGGUGUAGUUUACUGGUAAGAAAUGUUGUGUAUUAUACGGGUUGUGUCAGUAUACAUUGGCACUAAUGUAAACAAUCCAGUCCACAGUGUUUUUCUAAGCUCACCUGAGCACAACAUGCUCAUGGUUAACUUUUGUGAUCACUAUAUUGUCCGGUGUGCGUCAACUGUCCGUUGUAUCUGGUAUUAUACAUGGCUAUUGUCCGGUGUGCGUCAUCUGUCCGGUGUGCGUCAUCUGUCCGUUGUAUCUGGUAUUAUACUUGUAGACCUUUCCUUGGAUUGCAUUUUUUAUUCGCCCGUUUUCGAAAACAGGACUUAUUAUAAGAUAACCUUUGGCGGGCGGUGUCCACCGCAGUGUCUGCUCUCUAAUUAUCCCCCCGCCAUAGGCGGAGGGAUAUUGUUUUGGCGUUGUCCGUCCGUCCUUCCGUCCGUCUUUCCAUCCGUCCGUCUGGAGCCAUAUCUUGGAAGUGCUUUGGCGGAUUUCAUUGAAACUUGGUAUGAGUAUAUAUAUGGGUAAAAGGAUAAUGCAUGCCAAAUGGCAUUGUACACCAUCUGAUAAUAACAGAGUUAUGGCCCUUUAUAUUUUGAAAAAAUGAUUUUUGUGUGUCCAGAGCCAUAUCUUGGAAGUGCUUGGGCGGAUUUCAUAAAAACUUGGUAUGAGUGUCCAGAAGCAUAUUGGCGGGGGAUAUCAUUUCAACGAAUUUGCUUGUUCAAAUGGUUUUCAUCAGAUCUUCACCAAAAUUGGUCAGAAGUUGUAUCUAGACAGUAUCUAGGUCAAGUUCGAAUAUGGGUCAUGCAGGGUCAAAAACUAGGUCACUGGGUCAUUUCACUUAGUGCAUUGAAAUGAUUUAGCAUGGUGUCCACUCUCUAUUUUAAGUAGUUUUCAUCGGAUCUAAACCAAGUUUGAUCAGAAGUUGUGUCUUAUUGAUAUUAAGGUAAAGUUCAAAAAUGGGUCAUGCUGGGUCAAAAAAUAGGUCAUGAGGUCACUAAGUGCAUUUCAAUCAUUAAGCAUGGUGUCUAAUUGGAGUAGUUUUAAUCCCAUCUUCUCCAAAUUUAGUCAGAAGUUGUGUCUAAAUGAUAUCUAGGUCAAGUUCAAAUAUGGGUAUUGUCCAAAACUAUCAAAUCUUGUGACAGUUUGGCACUCUUGUUUUGGCUGGUAGGAUCAAGGAGAAGGGCACUGUUAAUUUUAGGAGAAAAAUCAGAUUCUUCUCAUAAACUUUGUUCGACUAAGGAUUGUUAGAGGUAUAGUUAUAAUAUUCUGUGGGUAGGUAGCUUAUCUGCAGUUUUUGAGAUUUGCACUAUUCUUUUAAUGUUAUUAGAUUAUAAUGUUUAAGACUUGGUUUUAUGGCUUUUCCAUGUUAUUUGUUGUAUCCAUUUUUUCUGUUUCAUCUGUACACAAGUUAAUACAUCCCUAAAAUGGGUGUAUUUCAUGACUAGCUGGCAUUCCUGUGAACAGAUUGAGGAACAUGUGUUUUUAUUGUAUUUUGUUUUAUACUUAUUGUAUGCAAUAUGUCUUAUUUGUUGUUUUUUUAAUGUCAUUUCAGACACUGAUGAAAAUUUUCAAAUUCUUUAAUGCAUGAAAUUCUGCACAAACAUACACCAUGUUACAUUGUUGGUCGUUCAUUGAGUCACCUCAGGCACUGGUUUUAUGUAUUCAUUUGGUACUGGUUUUAUGUAUUCAUUUUGUAUUUGUGUUUUAAUUGAAACUCUUUUUAAAUGUUGUGUGUUAUAGUCCCCUACCGGUGAAACCGGAGGGGACUUAUGGUUUGCGCUCUGUCAGUCUGUCUGUCAGUCUGUCCAUCAGUCUGUCUGUCACACUUUUUUGGAUCCUGCGAUAAAUUUAAAAGUUCUUCAUAUUUUUUCAUGAAACUUAGAAUAUGGAUAGAUGGCAAUAUGGAGAUUAUGAAUGUCAUUUCAUUUUGUUCCUAUGUCAAUAAUUAUGGUUGCUAUGGCAACAAAUAUAAAAAAUAUAAAAAAAAUAAAAAAAUUCUGACAAUGGUGGGGUUUCACUGGUAGGGGACCAUAUUGCUUGGCAAUCUCUUGUUUUUAUAUAAAUUUGUAAAUGUUUUGUAACAAGAAUAUUUGUUUUGACAUUGUUAUAUUGAAGCAUGUCCAUGUAUUGACCUUUUACCAGUAAGGCCUUUAAAAUAUGAUUUAUUUCAUGAAUCAGUGUAAACUGCACCAUUGACAUUUUAUCAAGACAAUGUAAAUUAUUGUGUGUGGUUUCUGCUGUUAACCCUUUUAGCGCUGGAACCGGAUUUUAAAGGCCUUUGCAAACUGUUUGGAUCUAGAUGAGACGCCACAGAACGUGGCGUCUCAUCAGGAUCCAAACUGUUUGCUAUUCCGAUAGUAUUCUUUGAAAAAAUUCGAAGAAAAUGCCAAUUUUAGAAAUUCAGCAGACGACAUUUUAGCAGACGACAAAUUUUCCAGCAUGCAAAGAGUUAAAGGAUACACUUAACCGUGUUCUGCAAAAAUGGGGCUUAUUAAAUUGCAUAAAGUGUUGUCCUAGAUGAGCCUGUGCAGUCCCCACAUUUUCCAAGUUAUUUGUUUCCUCUAAAAAAACUUGAAAUAUUUUUGCUUUCUACUAAUUUUCUUAAUCCAUUGUUUUAGUCCUUGACGUUUCAUAAUUGUAUGUCAGGGGUCAUCUUCAUGGCAAUCAUGUCAAGUAUUCUAUAACAGUGUUUUUUUUUAUGGCAAUUUCGGGGCCGAUAUUCGGCCCCAUUCCCCUAAAAAAAGAGUAUAUAUUUUUCCCCAUUUUGUAGAAAAAAUCCCCUCCAAAAGUAAAAAAAAAAAAAAAUUUUUUUUUUUUGUUGUUGUUGUUGAAGUAACUGUUUUAUGAUAAAUAUACAGGGCUCAACAUUUAUGGUUGUCCUUUUGCUCCUGGCAAGUAAAAGUUGGGUCUGGGCAAGUUAUUUUAUAAUCUAGUUGUCCGCCCGGAAAAGUGCAAAGAAGAACAAAGAGCAUUUAAAAAGAACAAAGAGCAUUUAAUUUAGACUUUAAUUGCUGUAAUCAUUUUGUUAAAUGUUCAAAAAUAAAAAAGGUUUUGUGGUGUAUCAUUUUGGUUUAUCAAACAAUAUGAGGUUUACAGUUGAUGCGAUAUUUCAUGUUUGGGCAAGUUGCUUUACGUUCAGUGCAAGUAGAUUUUGGAAGUACUGGCCCGGUAGGGCAAGUUGGUUUUUCGGUUAAUGUUGAGCCUUGAUAUAUCUCAAAUUUAUUUCAUAAACAACUAAUUAAGUAUAUAACUAUAAUUAAUGUUAUUUUGAAUUAUUAUAAAAAGUUAUAUUAAGUUAGUUUUUCCCAAAUCAGUUAAUUUAACAUGAAUUGCAUUUUUUUCCAAAAAUGGCCAGGGAAAGGCCUGAUGUAUCUAGGUAUAUUGUGUCAAUAUUCGUUGAUAAAAACAUUCCAAUUUGGUCCAUUUUAUUGAUAAAAAAUGCUCGCAUUUUCCAUUUUAUCGAUUAAAAAAUCCCAAUUAGACUCAAAAUGGCAAGGAAAACUAAGACUGUGCAUGGAGGCUGAACUGUCUGAAACAAAUGUUGAAAAAACCAUUGGUACAGUAUAUAUUUAAGAAAUAGGACAAAGACAUUCAGCUGUGAAUAUUACAUUCAUGCAUACAUGUGUAUUCAUAUAAUAAAUAUCAUUACAUAUAAAAGAGUAAAUUUUUAAUUUUCCCCUUUUCCUAAAAAACAACGCGUUUUUUCCCCUUUGGACUGGUCACGCCACCAUUCCCCAAUAGGUGAAAAAAAACACUGUUUAACAUGUGUUCAUAUGUCAUCCAAGGGUGUUCAUGGGUGUUUUGAUGUAAGCUGUGUAAUACUGCGAUGUGUUCAAUAAUUAAGUAGGAACAGUGACCUAUGUUUUAUAACAAAGUUCAAUAAAAGAGUUGCUAUGGUUUACCAUGUUUUGUUACAAUUUUAAUUAGUUGAGAAGCUACGGUUUACCAUGUUUUGUAACAAUUUUGAUUAAUUGAGUAGCCACGGUUUACCAUGUUUUGUAACAAUUUUGAUUAAUUGAGUAGCCACGGUUUACCAUGUUUUGUAACAAUUUUGGUUAAUUGAGUAGCUACGGUUUACCAUGAUUUGUAAAUAUUUUGGUUAAUUGAGUAGCUCCGGUUUACAUGAUGCUGUAACAAGGUUCAACUAUAGAGUAGCUACGAUUCACCAUGUUAUGCAAUCAAAGUACUAUAACAGAGUGGUGACAAAGUAUAAUAAUAAUAAAGCAACUAUGGUUUACAAUGUUUUGUAACAAAGUUUUAUAAAACAGAAGCUAAAAUUUACAAUGUUUUGUUGUGACAAAGUUCAAUAAUUAAGAAACUAUGUUUUACAAUGAUUUGUAACAAAGUUUUAUAAAACAGUAGCUACAAUUUACAAUGUUUUGUUGUGAAAAAGUUCAAUUAAAAAGGAACUAUGAUAAAAUGAUUUGUAACAAAGCUUUAUAGUUCAGUAGCUACCGUUCACCAUGUUAUGUAAGAAAGUUCAAUAAACGAAUACCUGCAGUUUUCCAUGUUUAGUAACACAGUUAUAGAGAAAAGUAGCUACAAUUUACCAUGUUUUGUUCCGAAUGUCCAUAAUAGAGGAACUAUGUUCCAACAUACUUUGUAACAAAGUACAAUAAUAAAGUAGUUAUGUUUUACCAUGUUUUGUAACAAAGUUCUAUGAUAAGAGUAGAUAUGAUAAGAGUAGAUAGGGUAAGCCUUAUUUUGUAACAAAGACUAGUAAUAGAGUAUGUGCAAUUUAGCCUGUUUUGUAACCAAUUUUAAUGUUAAUUACUUACUUCAUCAUAUUUUGUCAUGAGAAACUGUUUUCUGUGUUUUUUGUCGAAACAAUUAAUCAAAAUGGCAAUUAAGACCACACAACUUUCUUGGGUGGCAGCCCUAUUAAAUUAAAUUAUCCAUUUUCAGCCGUCAUUUUAAAAUCUAAACAUUGGAAAUUUUUUACAUAACAAAAUGUCAACUCAAUUUUGAUUCUUCAUAUUUUUAGAUGCUUUUAUUGUUCUGCAUUUUAAUAUUUCUGUUGCAAUUUGAUGACAAGUUUUGUACAUGUAUAUAAGAAAACAUCAGAACCUAAAUAAAGAAGUUGUGAAUAGCU